AUGGCAUGGGCAGAGGAGGAGGAUGAUGCAACCCGUGGCCAAGAACUUCACUGCCGUUGCGGCGUGGUUUGCAGCAGGGCUGUCAAAGCUGUGAUGCGGGAGGCAGACAAGCUUGCGGCCCGCGCAGACAAGUACGAAAUGGCGCAGAUUUCGGAGCAGUUGUUGGAAAAUGCCACGGUGCGCCACUUUCUGCUCGCGUUUGAAGAGCAGGACUGGCCGGAGUUGCUGCAAAGUGUUGCAACAAUUGGUAUCCAGGCGUUGUCUCUGCAAUACGGGCGGUCACAGCUUGGUCUUGGCUCCCUCCGCAUGCUCGCAAAGUGGAUCGAGCGGCACAGGACCUGGCCCAGUUUGGAUGUGCUGACCCGAGCUGCCUCGCCCUCGCAAAGCAGGACGACGCGAUCCCGAAGCCAACCCCAUGGCAGGGCACCGUCUAUGCUGCCAGAAGGCAUCGAAGAGACCAUGUCGGCAAGGCCAACGUCAUCGGUCACCCCCGGUAAUCCGCCGGCAAGUUGCGCUGCCCUGAAACCAGCCUUGACUGGCAUCCGAGCAAGGUCCCAGAUUCGCGGUGGCAGCGCCCCGCCUCUGAGUAGCCGCUGGUCACCAAGGAGCUCACCCCGGGCUUCUCCAGGAAUUCCGCCGAUUGUGCGGUGCUCCUGCUGCGACACGGCAAUGCCCUGA
Messenger RNA from Effrenium voratum, 678 nucleotides. NCBI's taxonomy places the organism in Eukaryota, Dinophyceae, Suessiales, Symbiodiniaceae. The record is from the annotation of a GenBank genome assembly.